Molecule: messenger RNA, 3661 nt
Organism: Epinephelus fuscoguttatus (brown-marbled grouper)
Lineage: Eukaryota; Metazoa; Chordata; Actinopteri; Perciformes; Serranidae
Gene: fhip2b
Product: FHF complex subunit HOOK interacting protein 2B
Exons: 18
Coding region: 116-2254 (712 amino acids)
Source: RefSeq, a predicted model, not a curated record
UUUUGACCCGGGGGCGGGGCGGUCAGCUGUUCGGCACAGUUGUCAACAUGUGUCUGAUCCGGUAACGACCCGGGUCGAACCGGGCUCACGGACAGGGGACAACUUUGGCGGGAGGAUGGAGACGUUCAGUAAACUGAGCAGCAUGUUGCUGCACGCGCUCGAGACGAGGGAGCCCACAGUGAACCUGUUGGACUCUUUUGUUGAUCACUGGAAGUCAAUCACCAACUAUUACAUCCAGACGACAGAUGAGAGUCGUCCUGUCAAACAGACAGACAUCCCCUGGCGUCUCAAACAGAUGUUGGACAUCCUGGUGUACGAGGAGAAAGACCAGGGUGUGGAGGAGACAGGCUCCUGUCUGGAGUACCUACUGCAGCACAAACUGUUGGAGACUCUGUGCACUCUGGGAAAGGCUCAGUAUCCUCCAGGUAUGGUCCAGCAGGUCUUGUUGUUCUUCUCCAAGCUGUUGUCUCAGAUGCAGAAACCUCUGCUGCACCUGGUCAGCGUCUACAGACCUGUACAGAAGCUGAUUCGUCUGUGUGCACUUCCUGGUUCCCAGACGGAGAAGGAGGAAGCUCAGUUCUUAUUGGUUGUCUGCUCCAGAGUCAAACAGGAUCCGCACACGCUCAGAUUCGUCUUAGAGAUUCUGGACCAACCAGCAGCCAGGACACCAGCCUCUGACCAAUCACAGCCCUGCACACAGACAGAUCCACCACUGCUCUGCAGCCAAUCAGAUCCAUCCGCCUGCAGCCCUGACCAAUCAGAGUGCGGCCUGCUGUGGGCUCUGCUGCAGCUCACCAACAGUCAGAGGGGCUCAGUGUCUCUGAAGGCCUAUGAGAGUCUCCUGCUGCUGUCUGGUCUCCAGUCUGGACCUUCAGGGGACCUCCUGUCCGAUCAGACCCAGCUGGGAGAGCUGCUGACUGGGAGGCUGCUGCAGCUGUACUCCCUGCUGCCUCUGGAGGACCUGGAUCCUGGAGAGCUGCAGAACUGGCCUCACACACCCUGGAGCUCUCAGUUCUCUCGCUGCAGCUCUGAUCUCAGGUCAGACUCACCUGCUGCUGAUCACAUGACCAACUUCUUCUGCUGGUUGGACUUCCUGGAUCACCUGAUCAGAGAGGCCCCUCAGCAGGUGUUAGCGGUGAAGCUAGCUCAGUGUGUUCAUCACUUAUGGUUGGUGAACGUUCUUCAGCCUCAACUGCUACACACGAGUGAACAGGUGGUCCUGUCCUCCACCUCUGUCCUUUGUGCUGUGGUCAGACUGGUCCAGUCAUCCUCUCUGCUGGAUCAGCUGGUCCACUUCCUGUUGAGGACGGACCCACUGACUCACCUGCUGCUGCAGCGCUGCGACCACAUCUCUGACCAGAUCAGUCUGGUGUCUCUGUCUCUGGUGGACGAGUUACUACAGAAGCCUCACAGGGACAUUUUGGACGUCCUGGUCUUGAGUUUCCUGCAGAGUCGUAGUUACCUGUCUCCACCUGCUGCGGGACAGGAGGACAGACACACAGAGACCAACAAGGACCACGAGGACAGCGAUGACCUGGAGGAUGACCCGUUCUUCUCCGACAGUUUGUUUUCAGACAGUCAGCAGCUCCUUCCUCCUCCUCCUCCUCCUCCUCCUCUGUCCUCCUCUGCUCCUCCUCCUCCCUCUGGACUGGGAUCAGCUGCUGACGUCGUCAACAGUUUCUUGUGUUUAGUUCCUGUUCAGGUGCGAUCAGCUCAGCUGCUGCAGGAGGGAGGAUACGAGUCGUACGUCCAUGAUGCUCACACACUGGUGACAGAGUGUCAGUCUCUGUCCCUGUCGUGGGAUUGGCCACUCAGUCUUCCUCCUCCCUCCUCCUCCUCACAUGAGGAGUUCUUCGAAGGACACCUGCUCAAAGUCCUGUUUGACCGACUGGGUCAAGUCCUGGAGCAGCCGUACGAGUUGAACCUCCAGCUGACAGCAGUUCUGUCCAGACUGUCGUCCUUCAGCCACCCUCUGCUGCACGAGUACCUGCUGGACCCCUACGUCCACCUGUCUCCCUGCUGCAGGUCCCUGUUCUCUGUCCUCAUCAGGCUGAUGGGGGAGUUGAUGCAGAGGAUCCAGCAGGUGUCCAACCUGACAGACAGACUGUUAAACACCAGAAGACUCCUGCUGGGACUGAACCAAAACACUGGCCUGGAGCACCUGACCCUGCUGAAAGGACUCAUCAUCCUGGAGGAGUUCUGUAAGGAGCUCGCCGCCAUCGCCUUCGUCAAACUGCCCCUGGACCAGCAGUGACUCACCUGAGAACAGGUACACCUGGGACACGUAAGCUUCACCCUGAGGACAGGUACACCUGGGACAUGUGAGCUUCACCCUGAGGACAGGUACACCUAUAUGAGCUGAGACAGGUAAAUCUGCUGCUCCACCUGGACUCCACACGUGAACCUUACAGCCACUGUUUCCAAGGCAACCCUGAACGUCUCAUCGUCUCCGCCUUAAUGAACUGUCUCACCUGAAUCUAUAGUUCGACCUCACAGUGACAUCACAGUGACAUCACAGCCUGCUCUCAGGACAGUUUUAUCUAUUUAUUAUAGUUUUGAUUUUUAUUCUGAUCCAGAGAAACGAGUCUGAUCAAUUUAUCAGAUAAAAAAAACAGUCAGCUGAUUGGAUAAUAAGUGGGAGUGAUGUCAUCAGAGACAAGCUGUGAUCAGUACCUCCACAUCAGACUGGUGUCUCUUCAGAGCUCCCAGUGUUCCCACUACAGCUGGAGACCACAUGAAGACUCAGACGUCGAUUAGAACCAGUUCACUGACCCGUCUGAAGGAGCUGCGAUCAGACCUGACUGUCCGUCAGACACGUUGGAAACCUCGACUCAGACACUGGUUCCUGAACGUUCCUGUUUUUAACCAAUCAGAUGAGAUCAGUUUUAACUUAAGAACCAUCAAACGUUACGCUACGACAUUUUAAUUUUUACUCUCAGAUCAGUUUGACAACAUAAGAAAUAACGUGUUUCCUGACGACACCAGUUUCAGAUUAGAGGAAUGUUUCAGUCGCUGUGUGUCACCAUCAGGCUCUCUGAGGCCUCAAACACAACCUGAUUGAUUGAUUGAUUGAUUGAUUGAUAAACGUGGACCUGAUCAGUCAACACCAAUAUUUCACAUCACUGACUCUGCUGACAUCACAAGAACAGCUGGUUCACUGUGAAUCAAUAACUCAUUUCCUUCAGUCGUGUGAUUAUUGAAGGUGUGGCCUGGAGCCAGGUGAGAGCUCAGUGGUCACCUGUGGUCACAUGAUCAGGAUGGUCCCACCUCCUCAUAGCUCGGUACGAACCUGCUGCGUGCUGAUUGGCUCUCUGACGCUGGUCAGAUUCACCUUCAGGACGACACGUUUGUUACAACACUACUGACUCACUGACGCUUCACUGUGAACUAACUUUAUUUACAUACAGUUUUUAUCCCAAAGAAUGAGUGUGACCUCACUGAUGAUGUCACAACCUCACUGAUGAUGUCACAACCAUGAGUGUGACCUCACUGAUGAUGUCACAACCUCACUGAUGAUGUCACAACCACGAGUGUGACCUCAGCACAGUGCAUCAUGUUCUGUGUUGGUCUCAGCUGUGAAACACUGACACAGAAAAUAUUUAUAUUCACUUUAUUUAAGUUUAAAAUGUGAAAAAAACCUGUAAUAAAAGGUCAAAGAGAA